Messenger RNA from Canis lupus familiaris (dog), 4854 nucleotides. It is a transcript of the gene CPED1, whose product is annotated as cadherin like and PC-esterase domain containing 1. The transcript has 22 exons. Bases 1 to 3072 code for a protein of 1023 amino acids. The record is from RefSeq and is a predicted model, not a curated record. Lineage: Eukaryota; Metazoa; Chordata; Mammalia; Carnivora; Canidae.
AUGCCGUGCCGUCCGGGGCCGCCCUGCCGCCGGCGCUGCCCCCGGCCCUUCCUGCUGGGCCUGCUGGUGGCCAUCGGCCUCUGCUACCAGAGCCUGACCCUGCGACGGACCGGGAAGCCCCCGAGCGCCGCCCCGAGCGCGCCCCCCGAGCCCCAGGCCCGCAGGUGCGCCGCGGGCUCCCCGCCGGGCCGACGGUGCUGGCCUCUCCCCGGGGACGCACGGGAGGUCAGGAAGAUCCAGAAGUCAAUAGAGACACACUUUGGCGGCCAUGACCGAAGGGCCCUACUCUACAGGCCUUCUUCCUUCAGUGAAACCGAGCUUCGGCUCCACCAGCACAUUCUCACUCAGCAUCGCUACACGGUUGUCAUCGCUGAAGAAAGGCUCGAGGCUGGCCUUGGGCCGAGGCUGCUAGAAAAAGGUGAUUUGGGCUCUUGGGAUCUCCUCAUUUGCCUGUCUUCUAGGAAAGCUGGUGGAAAACCUUGCAUAUCCAAGGAAGACAUGUGCCUUUUAGGUUUACAUCAAAAGGUAAACAUAUUACCAGAAAUACAGCAUCAGCUUUGCAGAAAAGAAGGAUUAUGUCAAAUAAUUAGGAGAUUUCCAGAAUUGCGACUUCCGGUGAGCCCGUCUGUGUGUCUGGAUCAGAGCAUACAGUCAAAGCCAAGCACUUCCAGUCACCUUUUAAAAGCAGUGAAGCCUCAUAUGUGGAAACCAUGGGACUGGCGACGUGAACAGUUGAAUCAAACAACAGUCCUUGCUCCACAUGACACAAUCUUCAGAACGGAAGAAUUAUCUGUGAUUCUUAAAGCAUACGUGUUGGUGACAUCCUUAUCACCUUUGCGUGCAUUCAUUCAUUCAACUGGCACAGUUUGGAAUCCACCAAAGAAAAAACGCUUCACUGUCAAGCUGCAAACAUUUUUUGAGACAUUCCUGACAGCCAGUUCACCUCUUCAGGCUUUUGAUAAUAUGAAGGAAGCAAUUAGCAAACUCCUGCUAGCAGCUGAGGCAUUCAGCGAAACAUCGACGCGGGGACCAAAGGCCUUCCGUGGAUGCAGAUUAUGUUUUCAACUUUUAACUUUUGAUAUCGGUUACUACAGUUUCAGGCACCCUGUAGUGCUGCAGGUGCAUGAGCAUUUACAUUUUCAUGAUGAUGAUAAUGAGGAUUUUGAGGACCAAAGCACAGAAGAAUUCCUUUUGCAAGAUACUUACAAUUUUCUCUUCUCUAAUGAAUCUUCGCUUCCAAUGUUUUCUGAGAUAUUUCAGGGACUUUAUCAAUCAGGUGUUUUUAAGGGUGAAAACUAUCAGAAGGAACCCAAUCAAUGCCUGUCUUUAGAGGAGAUGCACUCCAUUAUGACUUUCAUACAGGAACUUGGGAACCUGCAGCAAUUCCAACUGCUAUUCCCAUCUACUACUCCGGGGAUUCAAUCUUUGAUACGUGAAUUCUACGGGAUAGCAAGCCCUAUAGAUCAACCUGGUUCAGCCCUGACACAGUCCUGGUCUCUUUUAAGUGUAUUUGAACAAUUCCAGCUCCUGAAUAAAAAGGCGCAGCUACAUCCAUUGGAAUGGAAUUCUUUCACAGAGGAUGAGAACACUGAAAAAUCCCAAGUGCCAUUGAAUGCAACUGAAAAUAAAAAAGCUGCUAUUCGACAAAUUAUGAAUGAAACCAAAGAAGUCCAUUGCAGUAAUGAUGACACACAGUGUUAUAUCAAGCAGAUCCUCACACAUCCACGUUUGGAACUAAACCCUGAAUUUAACCCGAAGAUCAAAGAUUAUUACUCUGAAGUCCCAUUUGAUGUGGUAACAGUGACAAUUGGCGCAGAGACUUCUAAGUGUCAGUGCAAGGUGUACCUGCAUGAUCGGGCCAGGCCCAGCUUUGCUAACUACCCUCUGGGUUUGGGAAUGAACAAAAUCUCAAUGCUUGUGGUGGAUGAAUCUCCAGCACAGGGCGAGACCCUGAUCACAUACAAACUCACCAUCUACAGAGAAGACCGUCCAAGUCUGCCCUUGUUUGAGGACUUCACAGCAUGCGGUUUUGUGCAGGACUGUGGUUUGCUGAUUCACCCAGAGGAAAGCUGUGGGUUACAGCCUAUUUCUUCGGACUACAUUGAAGCCAUUUCACGGCCCGAACUGAAGAUCUGUCCAUCUGGGGACACAACAGGCCAGUGGAUCGUGCCGUGCCUCAGCUGCUCGGACGCCCGCACCUGUGACUGGAGAGCAGUGACGUGGCAGCCGCUCGACUGCCGGCACGCCGUCCUGAGCAGGCCCGAGCUGCGGCGCUGCCUGCGAGGCCGCAAGAUUCUUUUCAUUGGAGAUUCGACCAACAGAGGAAUAAUGUAUUACCUGAUCGAAAGACUGAACGACACCCUGCAGGAAUGGCAGAAGGUGCACGGCACCAGGUCCUACCCCAACGUCAACGGGGGGAAGACUCCGGUCAGCUACUCCUACUACCCCCAGUUCUGGAUGAGCCCUGCCCUGAGACCCACCUUUGAAACGGCGCUCGAGCACCUCUUGCAAAGAUCCCGUCCCCUGGAGAACACAGCCCAGACCGUGUUGGUCGUUGGCGGCGUUCAGUGGCUCAAUGCCAAUCACCUACAGAUCAUUCACAAGGUUUUGAAGAGGGAAAAUUUACUCAAUAUCCUUGUGAUCAUCAAAACUUUGGGAAUUGGAUUUCAUCUCCCAGUGGAUGGACUGCAUUUCUUGACGCAGAGUGAAGUUCAGAACUUAUGGAAAGAAAAUGUGAUUAUUCUGGAUGCUGCAAAAACAUAUGGCUAUGAAGUGGUUGACACAUUCACCAUAACGAUGGGGCGAUACAAAGAGUUUCUGCAGGGGACAUGUGGAUGCCAUUUUCAUGAGGUAGUGAAAUCAGAGUUACCCAGAGAAUAUCACUUCAUUAAAGUGAAACAGUCGAGAAAUCACAUCGUGGGAAAAUAUUUCAGCAACCAAAGCAAACUACAGCAACGACAACAAGACUCUGUAACAAAUUUUCAGUCACCGUAUCAUGUCAGAGGUCCAAUUAACCAGGUUUGCUCUGAAAUCCUGCUCAGCAGGAUCUGUGCGGGUGGAAGGACUGCGUAGACUCCCCGCAGGAGAACCCAGCGCUAGAGGCAAGCCCCCCCUCACCUGGACAGUGGUCUGAGAACCAAGUCCUGUACAUCACGUGAAUUUCGGAUCGGCCGCACCUUCACGCACCCGGGCGCACACAUCCACGCCAGUGCACACAUGGCUAAAAAAAAAAAAAAAAAAAAAAGAAUAAUAAUAACCCUUUUUUCCCACAGCUCUGUAAGGCCGAGAUGUGCACUUGAAAAUCAUUUGUUUUCAAAAGGAAACCUGGAGCUAGAAAAAGGUUAAUUGAAGUAUAAUCGUAAAUUAAAAUCACCGUGGGCCACGUAUUGCAUUGUGAUAAUGAGGAGAAAUACAGACACUUGAAUUAUGCGGACAAGAAGGAUAAAGCCCUUGAGGACUGCGUUGUCUUCUCUGUCGGUACAUUAAUAUUGAAAAGGGGGAAAAGGCAGUUACAUUCCACUGGCAGGUACGGAUUGUGCUUGUGUCUCGUACCUGGAGAGCAACUGAUGCUGAUGGUGACUUAGGCUUUGUGAAUCUAAUGCUUAUGAGAAACAUUUCUUCCCAUCCCUCAUAAAUUUUACACACGAAAGGAAAGGAACAGGAAUGACCCACAGGGAAUUCGAAGCGAUUCUAUGAGAGACAUAGGAAGUGUACUGUUUUACAGCUGAAACACCAAUGCCUUUAACUUUGCACUCUUUGUACUUUUCAUGAACAUUCCCUCCUAUCCUGUCUCUGAACUCGGAUGGGAAACUUCAGUCUAAGUUAAUUAAAUACGUAAUUUUAAAGUGUGUUACUCUAUUAUGUUUAACUGAUGAUAUUACUUAAGAGAGCUUGUGUUUGCUGUCAGAGCCCUGUGUAAUUUAAAGAUUACAUUUUAUGUAAAUAUUUUCAAAGGAUUAGCCUUUUGCAGGUGCCCAGGCAUUUAUUUUCAUACAGUAUUUGUAUACGUCCACAAAUAUUAUGUUACUAGUGACUCGACUUUGAUUUAUCUAAUCCAAAUUUAGGGUAGGCAUAAAAUUAUUUUUUUAUCAGAACUGUGACAUACGUAUACAACACACCCAAUUCUAGUACUGAGAACUUUCCCUUCUGUAUGUUGAUUUCAAGAUAGUGAAUUCCUUUAUUUUACAAGUACUUUUGUGAGCUAUCCCACAGUUACAACGGUGUUUAAAGGGAUAUUUUUCUUUUGGGGGGGGGGGCGAAAGAAAACCUGAGAGGGUUAUUCGAUCCAUGUUUGAAAUUACAAAAUGUACAAAUACCUCAAUUUCAUUACCAUAUCAAAAAAAGACUAUUUUGAUCAAUCAGUUCUGUAGUAUGAACAUCCACCUCUUUAAAUACUCUAUUUUUAUAUAUAUUUUUAUAUGGAAGUAAACAUGAGUUUAUAUUUAACUAUCUUAAAUUAUAUUUAAGCACAAUUAUCACUUGAUAUAAACAAUACGUAUCUGCCUCUGACCGAUGAUAGGUUUUUUUUUUUUUAAUGGUACAGAAUUAUCCUUUAAAAUGAAAUAUUUUUCUAAAAUCUGCAGCUACAUGCAAGCACCACUUCUGGGAUUUCGAUUAUUUUCUUUUAAUGAUAUAACACGUCGCCAAUUCGCGCAGCCUCUCCGCCGUGUUCUAAUGUGUCACAUACUCUAUAACAGGAUUAUAGGCAGUGGGUGUUUCUUGUAAUUUACUGUCAACUUGACUAUAAUAACCGUCUGACUGAGGUUAGUCUGGCAUUUACCUCUUCACCACUGAAAUAAUAGUAGAUUUUAGAAACAAGUGUAAUAAUACUAUUAAUAAAUGUCUUACUGGUAA